Molecule: messenger RNA, 2552 nt
Organism: Daktulosphaira vitifoliae (grape phylloxera)
Lineage: Eukaryota; Metazoa; Arthropoda; Insecta; Hemiptera; Phylloxeridae
Product: skin secretory protein xP2-like
Exons: 2
Coding region: 126-1121 (331 amino acids)
Source: RefSeq, a predicted model, not a curated record
CAUUAACUGGAUUCCCGCCUUAUUUUUGUAUUUGCCCUCGAUUAUUAUCAUUUAUACUUGAGUAUAUAAAGUAGAUUGCAAUUCUAAAUUGUCACCAUUCGAUAUUGUGCCAUUAAAAUAUCAACAUGAAAUUCACAGUCGCCAUUGUCGCUUUGGCUAUCGUAGCCCUCGUUGGGGCCGACGCUAACAGCAAAACACAAAAAGCUGGAAAAAGAAGUAUUGGUGAACUCGAUUCAGGUUUCGGAUCAGCAGAUUACACUUAUGGCUCUGGUUUGGGAUACAGUUCUGGACUAGGUUUGGCCUCCGGAUUGGGCUACAGCUCAGGAUUAGGAUACAGCUCUGGUCUCGGCUUGGGCUCCACUUGGGGCUCUGGUCUCGGUUUGAGCUCCACAUGGGGCUCUGGACUUGGUUUGUCUUCCAGUCUCAGAUACGGUUCCGGAUUGGGUUUGGCCUCUGGAUUGUCUGGAUAUUCAUCAGGUUUGGGAUUAUCUUCCGCAGCUUACGCACCAGCUUACGCCAGUGCUGCCAUUGCUCCAGCACCUACCGCCGGACCAGCUUACCAAAUCUCCAGAGAAGUGCAUGUCAUUAACCGCCACGCACAACCCGUCUCUGCCCCAUACCCAGUACCAGUAGAACACAAUGUAGCCGUUCCAGUACCAUCUCCAGUCCCAUACGCAGUAGACAGGCCAUACGCCGUGCGUGUACCACAACCAUACCCAGUACCAGUCGAAAGACCAGUACCAUACGCAGUAGAUAGGCCAGUCGCUCACCCAGUAGCUUCUCCUUACCCAGUUCCCGUCGUCCGUAACAUUCCAGUCCCAGUUCAACAACCCAUCCCAGUUCCACACGUCAAACAAAUCCCAGUACCAAUUGCUCAACCAUACGCCGUUCCAGCUGUGCAUUCAGUUGCUAUCGCCGCUCCAGCCACCUGGUCAUCAGCUUCUCUUGGACACAGUUCCUAUAACUCGGGAUACGGACUAUCCGCUCUCAGUGCUGGAUAUGGAGCAUCAGCCCUCCACGGCGGUUACAGCUCAUGGGCUCCAUCAACUUACGGAUCAUUGGGAUACAGUGGACUCGGAGGAUUGUCUUCGUACAGCAAACACGGCUGGCACAAGAAGUAAAAAGUAACUUUAGUACCACAUAUUUCACAAAAUUGUGAUUUCUGUACUGUGUACAUAAUGUUUAUAGUUACUCAUUAAGAUCUUUUUGAUUUUUGUCAUCAUAAAUGUUAAAUAACUCAUACCAUAAUAUCAUAGGGUAUGCAAUGUUAAUUCAAAUAAAUGUGUUAAAAAAAAAAAAUCAAAUUUUUUUUAGUUUACAAUAACCUACUCUAUUUUUAUCUAGUCGCUUGAGAAACUUAUAACUACUUUAAUACAAUAAAAGUAGUAGUCAUACGAUUUGUGUUUUUAAAAAAAUGUAUAAAAACUAAAAUGAUUGUUUAAAUAAUCUAUUAUAAUUUGUCAUAAAAUCAUAAAAAAAUAUUUACCCUUUUCCAUGAUUACUAAAAACAUUAUUCUUUAGAUUUGGUCAUUUAGUAUAACUAUAAUUUGUUAGUUUAAUAAUUUAAUUAGAAAAUUUUAAUGUUCUAUAAAAUAAUUUAUUUUUUUAAAUUUAAUUUUUUUUUGUAACUAAGCAGGGGUAUUAAUAAGAUAUAUAUAUAUAUAUAUAUAUAUAUAUUAUUUAAUUUCAAUAUUAGUUCAUUUUUUUUUUAAGUGAUUUAGUGAUAUUCGUAUUGCUAAAAAAACCAAGAUUAACAUUUAUAUGUUUUGGUUUCUAAAACAUGACCAUGUAUUAUGUAGGUUAUAAUAAGAUGAAAUAACAGUUGUACCAAAAUAGGACAGGGCAUAUUACCAGUUAUUUGACAUUUAGGAUAAUAUUGUAAUAAUUAUUCCAAAAUAUGAUAGAUUAUACACUCAACAGAAAAUAUGAAUACUUUAAUUAUGUAAUAACUAUAUUUCUCCUAAUAGAAAUUGAAAUAAAAUUUACAUAUUAUAAUCUUUAUAUAUUAUAAACUUGUCUCUUGUAAAUACAAAAAUAAAAAUGCGGUAUAAAUAACCGUAUUUCCUUAUUUAGAGUUUUAAUAUUCUAUGUUGUAUUAUAAAUUUAGGGAAUAGUGGGCGUUUGCCGCUUACUUGGUAUAAAACAAUUUUUAAAACCCCUUUCGAAGAUAAUCAAAUGCAUUUUAAGGUUUAUCCUAAGCUAUUAAUAUUAUAAGGGCAAAAUAAUUUUUAAAAGGCUAUUGAUCUAAUUAUUUGGGUUGACGAUUUAAGCUGUAAAUACUGAUAUAUUCAUUUAAUUUAUAAGCCUAUUAAAUAUAAUAAUUUUUAAUUAUCCAUUGGAAUAUUACAUUUAUACCACUUUGUUAUGAAAUUUUGUCAUUUGCUUAUGGACGAGAAUAUGAUAAUGGGUUAAUGCCUCUCUCUAUAAUUUAUUGUUGUUCAUAAUAUUUUUCUAACAUUUUUAUUGAAUUUGUUAAAUGUUGAAUAACUAUGAUAUCUUUGUUUGAUAUGUAAAAUAUUUUAUUUAAAAUAAAUACAAAUUUUAUAUUUCUC